UAUAUAUAUGCGUUUCCUACUGUGUGGAAGAUGAAAAAAUUUAAAGACCAUCAGAUUGAAGGGGUAGAGUGGAUGUGGGAGAGAGUUAGGAAUCGGAAGGGCGUUGUAUUGAGUGAUGAAAUGGGGACAGGGAAGACCCUUCAGUCUUUGGAGAUAAUUCAGAGAGUCUGGAACUCCAUUGGAAAGUCAGUUCUUAUUGUCGCACCGUGCACCCUCCUGCACAACUGGGAGAAGGAAAUGGAGAAGUUUCAGUUUCCAAUUCCUGCCCGAAUUGUUAGAUCUAGUGACACGAAUGGGGUGCAAUUAGUUAAUGCAGCAGACGGAGAAUAUAUUCUAAUAGUGAAUUAUGAGCUGCUUCAGAAGAAGAAGAGUGUAUUCCUGCAGACAUUCUUUGAUUUGGUUGUAUUUGAUGAAGCACAAAGGAUAAAGAACCAUACGACAUGGGUCUCCAGGAUAUCCAGAACUAUUGAUGCAAUGUGCAAGAUAUGCGUCACAGGUACGCCUAUACAGAAUAGUCUGUCAGAACUAUGGAGCAUAGCAGAGACUGUGAGACCUGGGUACUUUGGGGACUAUACCACGUUCAAGGCUGAAAUAGAAGACCCCUUGAAGAAGAGCACACUGAAGCACGCGACUGAAUUGGAGAAAAGGAAAGGGGCUUCAAUUAAGAAGCACAUUAAUGAGCUUAUUGCGGAUGUAGUAAUAAGAAGAACGAAGAAGGAAAUAUUCAAUGAGGAGUUUAAGAAAAGGGAAGGACUAUUUGUCCCAAAGAGAAAGGAGUAUGUGAUAUACUGCGGAUUCACAGAGGAGCAGGAGGCUGUAUAUAAUGACGUGCUGAAUAUGGACCUAGUUAAGAGCACUGUUCUUGGCAGGAAAUCUCCUUUGAAGAGCAUAUCACACCUGAAGAGCGUAUGCAGCCAUCCAUCGCUUGUGGAUAAAAGAGUAACCAGCUGGCAUGCAAGUGGAAAGAUGAAAGUGGUCCAUAGAUUGCUGUUUAUGUGGAGGUCUUCAAAUAGAAAGAUCAUUCUGUUUAGUCAGUACAAGAACACGCUUAAGAUUCUUGAAAGAUUCAUAGACACGCAUGUAUAUAGGAUUGACGGGGACAGUCCAAUAGGCAAGAGAGAAGAAAUAUUUAAAAUAUUUGGAAGUAAAGACGGGAUGGAGGUGCUUUUAAUGAGCAUGAAGGUGGGGGGCGUUGGAGUGAAUUUGCAGAAGAGUGAUACUGUGAUUCUAUUUGACAUUGACUGGAACCCAUUUAAUGAGGAGCAAGCUAAAGGAAGGGCACACAGAAUAGGACAGGAGAAAGAAGUGGAAGUGUACAGAUUACUGUGCAAAGGCACAAUUGAAGAGACCAUACAGAUGAUACAAGAUGUGAAAAGAACUAUUUCGAAGGGGGUUCUGGACGGGAUAAGCUCGAAGAAAGUCUUUGAUAAGGUGGAUCUGUGCAAACUAUUCCAUUACUCACACGACCCAACUGAUGUUACAGAUAUAGAUAAUCUUGUCCCAACGGAAGAGACUGACCUAUAG
Nematocida ausubeli is the source of this 1524-nucleotide messenger RNA. RefSeq lists its product as uncharacterized. The record is from RefSeq and is a predicted model, not a curated record. Lineage: Eukaryota; Fungi; Microsporidia. The transcript has a single exon. Gene Ontology annotation, molecular function: ATP-dependent chromatin remodeler activity; ATP binding. The annotation marks the transcript as partial.